Candoia aspera is the source of this 3228-nucleotide messenger RNA. It is a transcript of the gene GOT1, whose product is annotated as glutamic-oxaloacetic transaminase 1. The record is from RefSeq and is a predicted model, not a curated record. Bases 132 to 1385 code for a protein of 417 amino acids. Gene Ontology annotation, cellular component: cytosol. Lineage: Eukaryota; Metazoa; Chordata; Lepidosauria; Squamata; Candoiidae. The transcript is spliced from 9 exons. Gene Ontology annotation, molecular function: L-aspartate:2-oxoglutarate transaminase activity; pyridoxal phosphate binding. Gene Ontology annotation, biological process: L-aspartate biosynthetic process.
AGCAAGGCAGCUGCGGAUUGGCGGGAGGCCUUCUCCGCCUCCGCAGGUGAAGGUGAACGUCUCCUCCAGGCGGCGGCUUUGCACUCUGGGGAGCUGCUGCUGCUUCUGCUGCUGCUUGGGGCCCCUCCGCCAUGGCUCCCGGAGUAGGAUCCGUCUUUGUCGCCGUUCCGCAGGCCGCCCCAGUGGCGGUUUUCCAGCUCACGGAAGAUUUCCGCGCCGACGAGGAUCCUCGCAAGGUCAAUCUUGGAGUGGGAGCUUAUCGCACAAAUGAAGGACAGCCAUGGGUAUUGCCAGUUGUCCGGAAAGUGGAAAUGGUGAUUGCCAAGAAUACCAGUUUGAAUCAUGAAUAUCUACCUAUUCUGGGGUUGCCAGAUUUCCGUGCCAAUUCCUCACGAAUUGCGUUAGGAGACGAUAGCCCAGCCUUCAAAGAGAACAGGGUGGGAGGUGUCCAGUCCCUGGGGGGCACUGGAGCUCUUCGUAUUGGAGCAGAGUUUUUGAGACGGUGGUAUAAUGGAACCAACAACACAGCUACCCCUGUCUAUAUUUCUGAUCCUUCCUGGGAAAACCAUAAAUCUGUCUUUAUGGAUGCUGGCUUCAAGGACAUCCGGAGCUAUCACUAUUGGGAUGCUGCAAAUAGGGGUCUGGACAUUCAAGGAUUCCUGACUGAUUUGGAGAAAGCUCCAGAGUUCUCCAUCUUCAUCCUCCAUGCUUGCGCUCAUAAUCCCACAGGUACAGACCCCACCCAGGAGCAGUGGAAACAAAUUGCUGCUGUUAUGAAGCGUCGGUUCCUGUUCCCAUUCUUCGACUCUGCCUACCAAGGCUUUGCCUCGGGUUGCCUGGAUAGAGAUGCCUGGGCUGUACGUUUCUUUGUAUCGGAGGGCUUUGAACUUUUCUGUGCCCAGUCCUUCUCAAAAAACUUUGGCUUGUACAAUGAGCGAGUGGGAAAUCUGACUGUUGUGGCAAAGGAUGCGGAUAACGUGAAGCGUGUCCUGUCACAGAUGGAAAAGAUUGUCCGUACUACUUGGUCUAACCCACCAUCUCAAGGAGCACGAAUUGUGGCUACGACACUCACCACGCCAGAGCUUUUUGCUGAGUGGAAGGAGAAUGUUAAGACAAUGGCAGAUCGGGUCUUGCUAAUGCGAAAAGAACUCCAGUCUCGGCUUGAGGCUCUGGGCACACCAGGCACUUGGCAUCACAUUACACAGCAGAUUGGCAUGUUUAGCUUUACUGGCCUCAACAUUAAGCAAGUACAGUACCUGAUCAAGGAGAAACACAUCUAUCUGAUGGCCAGUGGCCGUAUCAACAUGUGUGGUUUGACUACAAAGAACCUGGAUUAUGUUGCUAAUUCUAUCUAUGAAGCAGUCACCAAAAUCCAGGAAAUCUGAAAUCAGGCAUUGCAUAUGUAUCACUUCCAUUGUAUUUUAAUUGUAUUUAAGCCACAAGCCAUCACUGUUGGGGGAAAUUUGCCUGAAGGGGGAAUGGAUAAUAGAAUUGUACAUACGCAAGAGAAUUAAGGGACUCUCUGCAUCAUUUUAUCUCCUGCUAACUUUACCAGAUUCCAAACUGGCCUUUGGAUUUCGGAGUUUAAAAACAAAAAGGUGGAACUUAACAUGCAGUUGCAUGCAGUAGUUGACAUGACCCUGCCUAAAUAACUGGGUCCUUCCAUCUUACCAAAUGUAGUCUCACUGAGUUUACGUUCUUCAUCUCUGUUGCUCAGGAGAGAUUGGGAACAGCAAUUUUGUCACAAAAAUGUCUUCUUGCCCCUUGAUAUGUGUCUGUAUGCAUGUAUCACUGGGACCGAGACUAAAACUUUUGUUCCUUCUAUAUGUGAGCUGUCAAUUUGCACACCUAGUAUUAAUAGCAGCUGCUUAUAGAAUAGAAGCAUACAGCCAUUUCCUGCUGCCUUGUGUGUGUUCAAUUCUGCACUUUAUGUAACUGACCCCAUAUGGCAUGAGCCUGCUGAAGCAAAAGGACAGUGCCUGGGGGCAGAUACCAAAAUAGUUGGUCUAGCAGUUAUAGGCUGCGUGGGAUUUUUCAGGAAGCAAGACUGUGAUUACUGCUGGCUUUCAGUCUUGCAUGAAUGAAGACUGUAACCACAAUAAUUGUACCUUUUCUGUCAAUGCAGAAUAAAUAAAAAAAUAUGCUGCUCCCAUUUAUAAGCCAACAUAAGCUUAAGUAUUGUAAGCUUAUUUUUUUUAUAGAAGUAUGCAUGAUCCUGCACUUGACUUAAAACAACCCAUUGCUUUUUCCUGGGAACUUGAGGACAAAAGAGAGGAACAGAAGUUUUUUUUUUCCCCCCUUUUGUGUUCUUCUCUAAACCACUAAAAAUAAAUUUAUUUCAAUGGGCAAGUUAAGAUGUUAAGAUUCCCUUUGUGGCCUACAAGGCUGUAUACCCAAACAUUCCAGGGUAAGGCUAACUUAAUAACUGUGCUUACAGAGCACAUUUCUGCAUUGGAAGAUCCUUGUGUAAAGCACCCAAAGGUUCAGCAGUUAAGGUUUCUGCCUAAAAAAAGUACGAUGCCUAAAAAUACGAUGCAGCUCUUAAAUAAUUAUAGCUUCAAGGAUUUGGUGGUUCCUCAUAAUCUUUUAGACAAAGGCUGUAAUCUUGCAGAACCUGAAGGUAUAUAUACUCAUAUUUGAAGUACAGGGAGCUGGAAGCAAAUGUAGAUUUGCAAGCUGAGGUUUGGAAUGUACUUCUUACUCAGUUCCUAGCCAGAAGGGACAUGUGACAUGUAGCUUCUGCUCACUAUUAUUGUAGAAGUUUAAAUGCAAUCAGUAGAUUUCUGAUUUUUUUCCCCUCUUUAGUUUCUUAUUGCUACUUUUAGGUGUGCUUUUGCAGUGAGGUAAAUAUCUAAAUGUCUGUCUUAGCAGACUUACUCUUCCACGGUCUUUGUAUGGCUGCCACCAUCCUGUUACGUCUAAGGUCACAAUUCUGUUCACAUCAUAAUCGCACUAAGUCAUGAUGUAGUGUUACCAGAUUUGGGCUACAAAACCCCAGAUGAUCACUAGAUUGCAGCAAAGAAUCGUCUUUUUGCUGCUAUCAAAUGGUUGUCCAGAUUUUUAUAACGCAGUAUAAUAUAUAGCGGUUUGUUCUUUGGUACAGCGUGUGUGAAGCUGAAUAUGCUUUUCCUAUUUAGUUUUGACUUUGACCCCACAGCUAAAUACAUUUUUGAUAGGCGGCCUUGAAAUUGAAUAACACAUCUAAUAAAAGUUGUAUUUUGAGUAACA